UCUGCUAAAAACGCAAGCUCGCCAGAAACCUCGAAACCAGACUUGGUGGCAUUUGCAAUCUUCUGGGAAAAUGUCUGUGGUGCCGCUCCACUCGCUGGGUAUCUUGCGCCGUGACGGUAAAGGAGAUGCAUUUGGGUGAUGUCGCAGCCCUCGGGUGCCAGAGGGCUCGCAUCAGUCUGUACCAGAGCUUGCGUCAUGCGGUUGUGGAUUGAUGAGCGGAAACUGGAAAGCGUCGCCAUUGUUGUAGGGGUAAGCUGGUGCUGUUUGAGCAGCAGCAGGCUCAGCUCCGGUUGGCGUAGGCCCCCUACAGAUAAAAUCAGAUAUAAGAACAGUUUCAGUAUAGAAGUUUAG
Molecule: messenger RNA, 351 nt
Organism: Periconia digitata
Lineage: Eukaryota; Fungi; Ascomycota; Dothideomycetes; Pleosporales; Periconiaceae
Source: the annotation of a GenBank genome assembly